This is a messenger RNA of Pocillopora verrucosa, 5653 nucleotides long. RefSeq names its product cartilage intermediate layer protein 1. Lineage: Eukaryota; Metazoa; Cnidaria; Anthozoa; Scleractinia; Pocilloporidae. The record is from RefSeq and is a predicted model, not a curated record. Gene Ontology annotation, molecular function: protein binding.
AUGUCCGUGUCCAGGCGAGCAGUGCUUUUGAGACUUGUAGCUCUACUUGCUUCAGCGGUGUUGCAUGCAUCAGAAAGCAGAGGCGAUGGGUCCACAAAUGCGAGUUCGUGUGCGCAGACUUUCUGCAGAAAGGGAAAGAUGUGUGUUGAAAGUAAGAUCGGCGAAGUGAUCACCGCAGAGUGUACGUGUCCAGUGAACUGCUCAAAUGUACAUCGCCCUGUUUGCAGCGUUUAUCAUGUGGAAUUUCCAAACAUCUGUGAGUUACAUAAGUUUGCCUGUGCAAAUGAAAUGCAUAUUCAAGUAAAGCAUCAAGGGAACUGCAGCGAACAAGAGGCUUCAUCAGCUUGCCGCAAAUCACAAAUAAUAAAUUUUCAAGACAAGUGGUUGCAAAGAAUUUUCCCAGUAUACCAGGAAAGCAGGGUAUUUUCUGUGGUUGAAAGACUCCUACUUGCAAAGCGUAAUUUUGACCGGUACUGGGACAAAGAUAAAAACGGUUUGCUCACCGAGGACGAAAUAUCAAGAAUUUUCCACGAGAGGACAUUUUUAAACUCUGCAUGCAUUGUAGGGCUCAUUAGAUCAUGUGAUACUGACAGGAUCCCAGGAAUAAACAGACAAGAAUGGUACACUUGCUUCAAAACCGAAGGAGGAGAGUGGCGUUGGUCUCCCUGGACUGACUGCUCAGUCACAUGUGGAGGUGGUCGGCAAAGACGAACAGGCACUUGUAUUUUACCCAGUACAGGACAGAGACUACGACGAAAGCUUUGUGUUGGGAAACAUCAUCAAAUGAAAUAUUGUUCCAACGGAGUGUGUCCAGGCCAGUGGCGUUGGUCAACCUGGACUGACUGCUCAGUUACAUGUGGAGGUGGUCGGCAAAGACGAACAGGCACUUGUAUUUUACCUAGCACAGGACAGAAACUACAACGAGAGCGGUGUGUUGGGAAUGAUUAUCAAAUAAGAAAUUGUUCCAAUGAAGUGUGUCCAGGCCAGUGGCGUUGGUCUCCUUGGACUGACUGCUCAGUCACAUGUGGAGGUGGUCGGCAAAGACGAACAGGAACCUGUAUUUUACCCAGUACAGGACAGAGACUACAACGAGAGCGGUGUGUUGGGAAUGAUUAUCAAAUAAGAAAUUGUUCCAAUGGAGUGUGUCCAGGCCAGUGGCGUUGGUCUCCCUGGACUGACUGCUCAGUCACAUGUGGAGGUGGUCGGCAAAGACGAACAGGAACCUGUAUUUUACCCAGUACAGGACAGAAACUACAACGAGAGCGGUGUGUUGGGAACCAUCAUCAAACAAGAAAGUGUGUUAAUGGAGAAUGUCCAGACUGGAUGGUGUCCAUUGAUACUGAUGGUAAAUGGAGUCGCUGGUCAUCGUGGACUGAUUGCUCGCGUUCUUGUGGAAAGGGUCGACAGAGUCGAACUCGUGUGUGUACUAACAAAGCCACUGGAAAGCUUCUAAAAAACGGCUGGUGUGCCGGGAAACCUCGACAGGAAGACAUAUGCGCGGACUGGAAGUGCCCAGAUAAAAGGAAAAGAAAGUGUCCACUAGAUAGAGAAGGUACUCUAAAGGGACGAGUAUUAACAAAACGUGACGCACCUCUGGCUGGAGCUAAUGUAUCGCUUGCCGAGUCUCCAUAUAAGAUAUUGAGUCGCACUCAAGAAAAUGGCUUCUUCGAAGUCAAUGCAUUCUGCUUCGACAAAGAAAAAGUCAUUUUGAUUAUCAAGCGUGGAUACGUCCCCCAGACUUUUCGCAUAACGGGCUCGAAAUCCACCUUUAAAUUCAAGAUGGAAAACGCAGUUCACCCGACAGUAACAGCUCACCCAGAAGACAGAAGACGUUUUGUUGGACAAGAUGUCAUAUUUUGUUGCCAGGUGGAAGGAAAUCCACCUCCAGUCAUAGAAUGGUUUCGAAAUGAAAACAUCUUAGACUCAGACGAAUUUAAUAAUAAAGAAACGUUACUGUUGCGAAAGGUGGAAAAGAACAUGGCUGGAAAUUUUAGAUGCCGUGCAGUAAAUCAAUUCGGCGCAGAAUUUUCUGAGUCUGCGACAUUAACUGUUCUCGACCCAGUUUUGAACUCGUGCAACUCUACACCAUCUGAUCAUUACAUAAACCUUCCCGAUGGAUGUACAGAUCUCACAGGUAAAAGCAAGGUAAACAUCGGAAAGUGCGAUAAUAGCCCUUGUAUACGGGCUGAUGUGGCCCCCAAACAGUCCUGUGAGGAAGAAGAACGCUGUUGCCAGGCUGGAGCUGUGAGUGAAACCACCGUUCGCUGUGGUCAAGGAGAGUUUACAGUAAAGCGCAUUGCGAGCUGCAGAUGUGACAUUUGCAAAGAGGGAGAUACCAUUGUGAAAGGAGUUGUGGUAGGGGGACCAGAUGAAACACCGGUGGAAUAUUGCGACAUUCUGGUUAACGAUACAGUUGUUACCUUCUCCGACUUCGACGGAACUUUUCAACUGACUGUGAAAAAGACUACAAAGCGAUUGGUGGCAACGUUUCGAGAUUACACGGAGGAGUACGAGGAAACAACAGUUACGUUACCUUUCCAAAAGAGCACAACAACAUUCCAUAAAAUUCAUCUUCGCCUAGAAGCGAAACCCAUUGAAUUUGAUCCCGAAGAAGAGAAGGUGGUACCUCUUGUGGGAGAUGCAGCGGCAGAAGUUGUUAUACCAGCCAAUAGCUUAAUUGACAAGGAUGGAAACCCCCAAAAAGGCAAAGCGAAAGUGAAAGUUCAGUUUAGCGAUCCCAGAAGUGAGCAAGACAUUCUAGAAUCACAAGGUGAUUUUACUACUGUCGACGAAGAUGGUGAAGAACAGUUACUCAGAACGUACGGCCUUUUCAAAAUCAAGGUACAGGACGAAAAUAACAACAACCUCGGCCUCACCAAGGAUCUUCAUAUUAACAUCGACAUAGAACAAAUAACUGGAGAGACCUUCAAUGAAUCUACACCCUUACCACAUCUGUGGUGGCUGGACCAGAAAACUGGUCGAUGGGUGGACGCUGGCCAACUUGAACGAAACAGCGAAAGUGCCAAGCGCAGAAAGAGAAACUUACGGUCCAGGGCAUUUUCUGGAGCAAUAAGCCCAGAGAAUGUUCAAAAUGCUUACAAUCUCGAUUACAGUUAUGACAGGUGUUUUGCAAAGGUUAGAGCAACCAAACAAGAUGGAUCAGGAAUACGAAGUGCGAAAGUCACCAGUAUUUUCGUGAAUCCUCGUGGACGAGCGAUUCAAGGGUACUUAAGGAGGACAACCUCCUCAAAUGGCUACCUAUGCAUUUCAACCCAGUGCAACAGCGAUGGUUACAUGGAGGUGGAGGAAGACGGAGAGCCUUUACUACCUCAUGAGCACGAAGUGCGUGCUCUCCCUCCCGAAACGAGUGCUUCCAUCGUAGAUACUCGAAGAAUCAAUUUUAAUCCUGGUGCGCGACCACUUAACGGCCCUGUGUACCAAAAAGCUCAAGCUAGCUCUUGUUGGAGUAGUGGGCAGAGUUACUUCUCAUUUCAUAGCCAAGGUGACGCACAAGUUUUCAACCAGGGGUACGUCCCGCAGCCGCCUUUCCAACGACGAUUUGGACGUGCAUCCAAUAGAAGGAGAUGCUAUUUAAAGAUCUUGACAUCGGGGACAACGAGUACCUUGGUAACGGCAGAAAGUUAUUCUGAAGAUGAGGGAACACUGUAUGGGACAGCCACUAAACAAACCGAGAGAGUCAACAGCAAUUUAUAUGCAGCUUGCAUAGAGCACAGAUGUCCUGAACGCGAUGCAACAUUGAUUCGUUUCACAGUGUUGACCGGAGAAUGCCGAAGAAGUCGAGUUCAAGAUAUUUUAGACGAGAAUAGAAACAGCGGUCUAGCACCAAAUGUGGCAAAGGCUUUGACUCCAACUGACGAUGAAUUGUCUGGUAAUUCUCUCGGGAUGUUCACGUGCCGACGAUGCAACUCGGCUGGUCUUAUAAGCGACUUCGAAACUGACUGCCUUAAAAAGCGAAUAGUAGACGGGAGUAGAAUAAAAUUUUUCGCAGUAAAGUUUACUUGCAACUAGUAAAACACCAACUCAUGGCUACGUCUAAAUCUUUGACUAAAAUUCAAAUUCAAGAAAAGACUAGGAGAAUUCCAGAAAUAAUUUUUUUUCCAUUUAGUACUACUUCUAGCAUCGUGUGCGGUUUUUUUUGUUGUUGUCUAAAUUACUCUUUCAGUAGUAUGUGACAACUCUAAUCAGUCAACCAUACAAAUUCUGGUGACUAAUAGCAGCGUCAGUCCGUUCAGUUAAGCCAGUGAACCAAACGAAGAGCCCGCCCCCAGAGAUUCGCAAAUGGACGUCUUAACAUAAGAAGGCAUUGUUAAAAACUACUUAAUUCUAGCUAUCAAUUCUGACAACAGAGGCCCAUGCAUCAAACCUGCCAAAUUCAAUUUUUUCAAAAUGUUGGAAACGAAGUAUCUCAUUAAAAUUCCUCUGGUUUUCCGCAAGCAGGAAAAUUCAACACGACCUUAUGUAACAAAUCAAUCAAAUUUGCCCAAAUCUUAAAGUGAAGCUUCGCAUAUUUUACACCUCAUUUACGUUUUGUAAGAGCGCGAGGUUGUAGGAUGUGAAACGAAUAACAGUACCGUGAGUCGAUAAAUCUGAAAGUAACGGCUUUCUCAGUUUUCCGUGUUGAGUAUUGUGGAGGUAAAACAUUCACUUUUUUUAAGACGCUCAAGUCUGGUUUUACGAUACUUUGGAUCCAGCCUCUAAGUGUUUCUACACCUAGUAACCAUUGUAUAUUGUGGACUGAAAAAAUGUCUUAAGAUGUCCACGGAAAAUUGUGGCGCGACCUUGACGCAAAAGUAUCGUUUUCACAUCUUUUUUCCAAAGUGUUCACGAAGAAUGAAUCUGCAGUUAACAAAGCACACUUUUCAAAUCCUCAAUUCAUCUCUUUUUAAUUCAAAAUGUCGCAAAUAGUGGUGAAUUGGAACGGAGAAGCAGAUGUGAUUAGUACAAUAAUGAAAAAUCUUGUACUACCUUUAUAGGAUAUGGAAGAUGGCUUACGUGUUUAAACGUAUCUCGCAACGUCUUAUGGUAGGUGAAAAUUGAAUGUAACAAUGUUCUCUGGGGGCGAGCUAAAACUAAAUCUUUUUUCAAAAGUCACGCAGACUUACAACUUCCAAGUCAUUGGCAGGCUAAAAUAUGUGACAGCCUCCAAAAUAUUCUUACUGCUGCAGAGUAAAACCCCAAAUUUAAUAAGUAUCAGAAACGUGUCUGACAUCACGUAUUUCUUUUCUUAGUGAGUGAUUGGUUUCGAUUUAUUGUGCACGUUUUUCCUCUUUGUAUCAGUGGACUGUCAACUAUAAGUUCGGCGGAAUCACAUAAUUGAAAUCUUUAAGCAAAUUACCAUAAAAACUAAUUUCUAUAUCAAAUGUGAACGAGUGACUGGUGGCGUAACCUUUCAUUACAAAAAUGCUGAGUGAACAGCGUACAAUUGUAACGCACAAGAGAUCCUUUAGAAGACCGUUUUCCUUCUUGAUCUUCCUACUAUUGUCCCGUAUUUUGCAACACCUCAUUGAGUAACUUUGCAUGAUUCCCAGCUUUGCUGAUAUUAUCCGAACAAUAUAUUCUUUUUCGCAUUGACAACCAAUGUUCUUUAUAUCUAACGCAACUAAGUAAACUAUAAUAAAUAAUAAUUAAAAUG